CCGCCCACCGGUGGCCAGUGAUACCUGAUAUUUGAUAAGGCUCUCAAGUCAUUGUGUCAGUCUAUAGUUUAAUUUUUUUCCAUGGUCUCAUCUCUCAUCUCUCAAGUCUCAGUAGUUAUCAUUACUCUAUGUCUCUAUGUCUCAGACCAAAUUCCAUUACAUUGACCAUUCAGCAUUCUAUCCGCAACACAAUUAUAAAGAACUUUAUAAUCGUGGUCCGCAAUGAGAACGAUAUAAUAAUAAUAUAAUAAAUAAUAAUAAUUUAAAUUCAGCUACAUGUUGAUAACGAUAACAGAUAGACAUCAUAAAUUACGGACUUCUUAACAGUUAUUAGUUAUAACUUAAGAGUUAAUAAUUAUUAUUUAUUAAUUGCUAGUCUUUUAGCAUAGUCCGUAAUCAGUGUUCCGUGACCGUGACUACUGGCUACUGACCACAACUACCCUGAGCCCGGCCAUGAAAGAACAGUGAAAUGAAGAAUUGAAAUUAGUUAGUUCUAAUCUAAUUCUCUACCAUAGUCGGCGACGAAGGAUUGGUGAGCAAAUAUGUGUUAUGAUUUUGAUUUCCAUAAUUGUUGAGAGAAAUUUUAUGCUGUAUUGACUUGAGAGUACCUAAUUCAAAUUGUCUCUCUACCACAGACCCUAGUUGAGUACGGCCUCGAAUAAUAAUUUUUACAGUUGUACCCCUUAUUAUCAUUUAUCAUCUUAAAUAUGUCUAACACAGACUCAGACUUAUCAACAGAUAGUGACAAUAACAAUGUGUCUCCUUUUUUCAACCGUUAUUUGGGUCAUCCUCGAGUAUUUGAUUAUGAACUCAAUAAUAUUGAAAGUCUACCUUUUGAUACAGAUAGUUCUUCAGGAAGUGAAACUAGUUUAUUAAAUCGUACGGUUUCUUUAUCUAGUGAUAAUGAAACAUUAUUUAACACCUCAUCAGACGAUUCAGAUUAUCUAGACAAUGACUCAUCUCGUAGUUCAAGAAAUGCAUAUGUAGUAUUUAGACAAUGUAAAGAAAAACAAGCUAAAAAAAUGAAAAUAACUCGUUCAAAGUCCAAUAAUUGGCGUCUUCCUAAAGAAUUAUAUAACAGAGAAAUCGGCCAGUAUAACACCCGUGCUCAGUGGGGUUAUAAGUUCUAUCAAUCAGUGGUUGCUGUACAUAAACUCAAAUUGAGUAAACUCUUAACAGGCCAUGAAGGAUGUGUAAAUUCACUUGACUUUAAUAAAACUGGUAACAUAAUAGCAAGUGGAUCUGAUGAUUUAAAAAUGUGUUUAUGGGAUUGGUCAAAUGAUAAAUGUUUACUCAAUUAUAAAACUAUACAUACUAGAAAUAUAUUUCAAACUAAAUUUCUCACUACACAUGGAGAUGCCCACGUUGUAUCAAGUGGGCGGGAUGGCUUAGUUGUAUUGUCUGCUGUAAGUGAUUCUGAUUGUAUAUAUAGUAAAAUAAUAGGACACCAUGAUCGCUCUUGCAACAAAGUUAGUGUACAUCACGAAACACCAUAUGUAGUUCUCAGUUGUGGAGAUGACGGAAUUGUUAAAAAUAUAGAUAUUCGUGAAUCUCCUAUUAAUGAAAAUGAAAGAGUUACCAAUAUACUACAUGUCAAAAAUAUUCAUGGUACUUCUAUGCAUCUAUAUGGUAUUGACAUUAAUCCUAUGAAGCCAUAUGAGUUUAUUGUAAAUGGUAAUGAUGAAUAUGUAAGAAUGUACGACAAAAGAAAACUAAUCGUGGAUCCAAUGAAAGUAUUCCACCGUGAGCUUAAGAAUACCAAAACAAAAAAAAUUGAUAAUAUUGCUAUUAAUAGAAAUAGAAAUAUUAAUAGAACUGAUGAUAGUGCUACCAAUGGCACUGAUAAUAGUGAUCUUGAUGGCACUGAUCAUAGUGAUUUUGAUGUCGCCGACAAUUAUAAUUCCAGUUCUAGUCUAAGCAAUAUUGAUUCUGACAUUGAUGAGGAGGAAGAGGAUUUAAGUUCUCACUAUUUAAGACACAUUACAUCUGCUGUGUACAGUUAUUGUGGAACUGAAAUUUUAGCUUCUUAUAGUGAAGAUGACAUUUAUCUAUUUGAUGCUAAUGGUCGAUCAAAUUCCGUUCUACACAAUUAUGGUGGCCAUAUAAAUAGAAUGACUGUAAAAGGUGUCAAUUUCUAUGGACUAAGAAGUGAUUACGUGGUAUCUGGAUCAGACUGUGGAUAUAUGUUUAUAUGGGAUAAAAAAACUGAAGCUAUUGUCCAAAGAAAACGUGCUGAUAAAAAAGGAACUGUUAAUGUAUUGGAAGGACAUCCACAUAUACCAACCCUGGCAACUAGUGGUUUAGAUAAAACUAUUAAAAUAUGGGAACCUUUAAAUAUAUCUCAACAUCCGAAUAAAAAAAAGCUUAAAUGGGUAAAUUGAUGUACUUAUACAGGGUAUAAUAGGAAAACUUGACAAAUGAAAUCACUUAUAUUCUAAAUAAUAUUAUUAUUUUUUUUUUAUCAUUUUUUUACAAAUGUUUCCGCUAUACAUCUUGUAUAAUACUGAAAAUAAAAAAAUUUAAAUGUGAUACAUUUUUUUUUGAACAAUUUAAAAUAGCCGAUUUGUAAAUAUGGUUUUAAAAAAAAAUGUUGUUGUAAAAACAUUUAUUCAAGUCAUUUAGUUUAACUCAGAGGUUCCCAAACUGUGGGUCGCGAUUAUAUUUUUGGUGGGUCGCGCUAUAAUUUGAUAUAAUACAUAUUUUUCGUUGAUGUUCAAAGUUCAAAUACAGUUUUUCGUUAAUCGUUAUCUGCGAGAUUGACGAUUACGAGUUUACAGCACCGUAUCAAACAGAUUAAUAGUUAUACCUAUUGAAAAGAAAGCAAUUUAUCUGAAACAAAUUAAUGUUAGUAAGUACCUAAAUACC
Molecule: messenger RNA, 2865 nt
Organism: Acyrthosiphon pisum (pea aphid)
Lineage: Eukaryota; Metazoa; Arthropoda; Insecta; Hemiptera; Aphididae
Product: DDB1- and CUL4-associated factor 8
Exons: 10
Coding region: 708-2381 (557 amino acids)
Cellular component (GO): Cul4-RING E3 ubiquitin ligase complex; cytoplasm
Molecular function (GO): protein binding
Source: RefSeq, a predicted model, not a curated record